CAAAUAAUUCCACAUUUUGCUAAUAAGUGUUCGUAUAGCAAAGUAAGCGGACGGAGUAUCAGUCGCGAAAUGUUUCUGUGAUUUGAAAUUUCACUCGUCUUAUAAUUUUAUCAACAAUAGACCAAAGCAAUACAAGUGCGAUGGCGGAAACCCUGAAUCAUUACGAAAGACUUUCGAAUUGCAAUCCCUCUCAGCGGUCUGUCCUUCAAACAAAUCCUCAAGUCUCAGAUUUGGAUAUAAUAAACACUACGUUAAAAAAAACUGGGGAUUCUUAUUCUCUUUCAAGUGCCUCAAGCACUAAUUCGGAUAGUAGUGACGAAAUACCAAUUGACGAUUGCAAAACACCCCCUCAGGAUGGUACGAUUCCUCAGACGAUCAAUGAUAAGGACACUUUGACUCGAAAACUGAGGUCACUAUCUGAUGGUCAUGCUAAGGAAUAUAAUACAGAUGGAGAAUUUCAGGUUUUUCCAAGUUUACCUGAUUCAGUUUUGCAGAAAUUGGGACUAACCGGAGAAAAUACAGGGAUCAGAUUAAGCGAGCAAGAGAUGGAGGAAAGAUUCAUCGCUUUAGCUUUAGCUUUCUCUAUAGACGCAACAACUAUAACUGAUAGAUGGGAACGACAACAAAGGUUUCGAGAUCAAACGGAAAUAAACUUCGCCAAUGAAAUUGACAAACUUAUUGAAAAGGUGCACAAGAUUCAGCCGCUAUGCGUGGACGCAGAAAGAGCAGAAUUAUUAACAAAUCUUUUAGCACAAACCGACAUAGUGGUAAAAGCAUCUUCCCAUGCUACAAUCGCAGCUGAAAGAUUUGGUGCUGUCCAACAUGAACAUCGUCUUGCUCAAGCUGCCCACCUAAUGAUCAAUUACGUAACUGCAUUAAAACAACAAAGAGAUUCAGCUCGAAAACAACUCCAGUACACGAAGAGAGUGCUGCAACACACCAACUCAACUGAUUCGAUGAUUGUGAACAAAACACGAGUUUCACCUACCCAAACAUCAAAUGGUAACAAAAAUGUUGCUACUCGAAGAAGAGCGAGUAUCGCCACAAUUACUCAACCUUUUGAGGGCAAUUUAGCAGUGGGAAAAGGAGCUAAAUUUACCCGUAGAACAUCAGAUUUAAGUAGCAGAUUAACUACUUUGGCAAGGUCAUCAAGACUAAGCCGUUUAGAAUUAGGAGUUGAUCUGUCUAAAAUAAAAGAAGGCAUAGAAGCAGCAAGUCGGGCCAAUUCGCAAGAAGAUAAAAGCAUGUCCGAAAAUGAGUCGGAAGAUGAAGAUUUAGAAGAAACAAAAAACGCAGACAGUAGUGAAGAAUUUGAAGACAUAGACAUAUCCAACUUCACAAAAAAAGACAAGGUUGUCUACACAGUCAGAAAAUUCUACCAUAAAAUAAAAAGCAAAUACACAACAUGGGCUAAAAAUGGUGUGCUACAUGAAAUUUUUUCCGUAGGCGGAAUUAUUUGUUUCUCUCUAGGACUUAUUACGUUGGGAAAUUUAAUGAUCGAAAUAGAGUACGCUCAACGCAAAAAUAUAUAAUACGGUGCGCAAUUCAUGUUUUCCUGCCAAAGAUGAAUAUUGUACAUUUAAUUUAUUGAUAAUAAACUCAAUCUGUUGAUU
This is a messenger RNA of Agrilus planipennis (emerald ash borer), 1613 nucleotides long. RefSeq names its product lymphoid-restricted membrane protein. NCBI's taxonomy places the organism in Eukaryota, Metazoa, Arthropoda, Insecta, Coleoptera, Buprestidae. The transcript is spliced from 7 exons. The coding region runs from base 141 to 1532 and encodes 463 amino acids. The record is from RefSeq and is a predicted model, not a curated record.